AUGUCAGGCAGUUGGGAUCUUGACAGCCUCAACGUAGGAAACUGGGAAAUCAGUCAAGUCGAGGAUGGUCUGGUCACGGGCCUCCUUCAUGAAACGACGGGCGUUCUUGCUGUGGCGUGGCAUACAGGUGAAGCGGAGUUUCUUGGAGGUAGUCUUCUCGGAUUCAAAUCCACGACGGCACUCUGUGACUGGCUCAAGGGAGAAGCAGACGCGGUUGGAGAACUCCUUGAUGAGGGUCUUCUCGACGGACUCUGGAAUAAUACAAACCUCGUCCUUGAGAAGGAAAGAGCGGUGGAAUUCCUCAACAUCCUCAGUCUCGUAGUUGUCAGCGGUCAUGAAUUCGUUGUCGUUCUCUCCGUCAUUGUUUCCGCAGAGUCCGCAGAGUUGGCUCUUGGAAGAAACAGAAGGAACGUUGGUCUUGAUGGUAUAUCCGUCGAAACGAACUUCUCCUUGUGGAAGACGGAUGACAAUCAGGUUAUCUCCGAGAACUUCGAUUCUGUAAUAACAAUAACAUUGUUGGAUCUUCUUUCCGUCAACCUUGACGACGAAUUCCUCCUCAGUCUUCUUGAUAACAAGUUCUUCCUCACGACGGACAACCUUGACGAUGAGUUCAUCAGAGUUCUUGUUCAUCUUCUUGGAGAGAACAGCAAAAGUUGGUUGCUCAGAGCAGUCCUUGGCAACAAGGGAGAAGCAGGUAGUGAGUGGGGCACGGUAGAUGACGUUGUCGAAGGUGGAGACCUCGGAUUGAUCAACCUUGCAGGAAGCUCCGGUCUUUUCCCAGACUUGUUGGUACAUGGCACGACGAGCGAUGGUUGGAAGGAAUACACGUGGGAUACGGACAUUCUUGAGUUCGACUUGUUGUUGUGGAGUUUGGAUGGUCAUGUUGAUGUAUUGGCGGGAAAGUGGCUCAACGGUGAGUUGGAGAACAGCACGACGUUCCUCAUUCUCGACACGUUUCUCCGAAACAGUCCAGAAGUUGUAAGCCUUGAUAAGGUCGAAGAGACGGGAGAAGGUGUGUUCAGUCUCUUGGGUGAGCUUGUACUCGGAGACAACAUUGAUUUGGUUGAGACGGGCAGCCUUGAUCAAAAGUUCGUAUUCUGGGAUUCCGUUGAACUCGCGUUCCAUGUUGCUGACAGCAAGUUGAACCUCACGGUGUGGUUGCUCACGGAGUUGACGGAGGGAAGAUGGCAUUUGUGGGCGGACAGCAAGAAGUUCGGUGUGAAGAGUCCAUUCCUUGGUCUCCUCGGCAAUUGGGGAACGACGGCAGUCCAUCUCGAUCUUGCACAUACGGACGUAUUGGUCGCAGACAGUGCGGAGUUCGUGGUUCCAGUACAUUUGUUGUGGAGCCUCGAAUUUCAUGGAGAUGAGGUUCUUGUAUCCUUGUUCAGAUUGGAUUUCACGGAUCAUCUUGUCAAAGUAUUGACGGCGCUUCUCAGAUUCAUUGUUCUCCAUAUCGAAUUCCUUCUCGAAGAUCUUGUCGAAUUUGAUCUCAGAAAGAUCAGUCUUCUCCAAGGUUCCGAUAGUGAAACGGGCAACAAACUCAGCUGGACGGUUCUUGUUCUCAAGAGUGUAUUCGAAGUCUUGCUCAGUCAUAAGAACCUUUGGAAGGGACCAUUGAGAGAGGACAUUUCCUUGGGCGUUGAUCUUGAGUCCGAGAACUUCGUAUUCACGGUUAAUCUCUUCGGAAGCCAAUUGGUAUUGUGGGUGAGAGAUAGUCUUCUCCUCGGCUUCAGUGUACUCAGUUUCUUGAUCUCUCUGGACACGAAUGAAAGCGACUGGGCGAGUGUGAACGGCAACAGUGGUCUUCUUGUUCUCUGGGACAACGAACUUGUGGGUGAUCUCGAGGGUGUUCUUCUUGAGCUCAGCAUUCAACUCAAGUCUCAAUGGAGUGUGAACACGGGCGGAUUGAAGAGACUUGACUCCGUGGUCAAGACUGGGGGACCAGAAACGCAUCUCAGUAAUGUGGGUAGAGGCCAUAGAUGGAACAAUAUCAAGAGUGAGACGAGCUCCGAGUUUUUGCAUUUUAACUGA
Molecule: messenger RNA, 2031 nt
Organism: Caenorhabditis remanei
Lineage: Eukaryota; Metazoa; Nematoda; Chromadorea; Rhabditida; Rhabditidae
Exons: 5
Coding region: 1-2031 (676 amino acids)
Source: RefSeq, a predicted model, not a curated record